GUCACUGUCAAAAAUAAAUAGACGUUUGAUGUUAAAAAGUUGACUUUUUAAUUUUGCAAAACUCGUGCUUUUUUUGUUGUAAACAUAUUAUAUUAAACUUAUUUAUUACCGAAGACAACUAAUUUGGAUAACGGAUCUUCACGAAUAUAAAAUAAUAAUUAGAUUGUAAAAUGGCACGUGGAAAAGACAAGAAGAAACGUAAAUUGGAGAAGAAGCAAGAAGGGGAAGAUGUCCCGAAAAAGGUACCGCACACGUUGGAAUCUCUCCGAGAGAAAGAUGAGACGAUGCUUGCAAAUGUCGAGGCUGAGGAGCAGGAAGAGGCACAAAAGGAUAUGGAACUUGAUGAGCUCUCUGCAUACUACGAAAAUGCAUAUGAGCCCAAAGUAUUAAUUACAUAUUCUGACAAUCCUCACAGCAAGACAAGGAUAUUUGGCAAAGAAUUGACUAGGAUAAUACCCAAUUCUAUAUCCCGCUAUAGACAGAGGUCAUCAGUAAAACGGAUAGUCCAAUCGGCAAUCCGUGAGAGUGUAACAGAUGUCAUUAUCAUCAACGAGAAUCAGAAGCAACCAAAUGGAUUCCUACUGAUUCACCUGCCCAAUGGACCUACAGCACAUUUUAGGCUAUCUAGUUGCAAGAUUACACCAGAGUUAAGGAAGGAUUAUAAAGAAAUCACCAACCAUAGGCCUGAGGUGAUCCUAAACAACUUCAGCACGCGUCUCGGGCUGACAGUGGGGCGGAUGCUGGGCGCCCUGUUCCACUAUGAGCCUCAGUUCCGCGGACGUCGCGCAGUCACAUUUCACAACCAGCGAGACUAUAUAUUUUUCAGACACCAUAGAUACGAGUUUACAUCAGACGGCAAGCGUGCGAAGCUUCGCGAGCUUGGGCCCAGGUUUACUUUGAAGCUUAUCUCAUUGCAACAGGGCACCUUUGACUCUAAACAUGGCGACUAUGAAUGGAUCAUCGCCGGCAGGCGCCACCAGAUGGAGACCACAAGAAGAAGGUUCUUCUUAUAGUUUAUAAUAAAUUUUAUUUUAAGUA
Messenger RNA from Galleria mellonella (greater wax moth), 1038 nucleotides. RefSeq names its product probable ribosome production factor 1. Gene Ontology annotation, biological process: maturation of LSU-rRNA; maturation of 5.8S rRNA. The coding region runs from base 171 to 1013 and encodes 280 amino acids. Gene Ontology annotation, cellular component: nucleolus; preribosome, large subunit precursor. Lineage: Eukaryota; Metazoa; Arthropoda; Insecta; Lepidoptera; Pyralidae. The record is from RefSeq and is a predicted model, not a curated record. The transcript has 6 exons. Gene Ontology annotation, molecular function: rRNA primary transcript binding.